This is a messenger RNA of Morchella importuna, 243 nucleotides long. RefSeq lists its product as uncharacterized. The record is from RefSeq and is a predicted model, not a curated record. The transcript is spliced from 6 exons. Bases 1 to 243 code for a protein of 80 amino acids. NCBI's taxonomy places the organism in Eukaryota, Fungi, Ascomycota, Pezizomycetes, Pezizales, Morchellaceae.
AUGGGUGACAGAUCAUAUUUCCUCAACUCACUAAAAUCCAGGGUUAGACCCCUCGCGAGAAUAAACAAAGUCAUCGCAAAAAAGACCAACCCUGGGUUCCCGGCUUACUUCCAAACUGGUAGUGUUGAGGCUCUCAAUACAGCCUUAAACUCUCUGUCGCAUAUGUACUACUAUAUUAAGUACAUUAAACAUUAUCCAAUGGCAUCAAUGUUACACAGAACCUGGGCGCUCAGAUCUCGGUGA